GCACAGUGACUGGCACACCAACUUGAGGCGUCACCCAUUCCGUAUCAAAAACAAAAUCAGAGACUGAAACAAGAUCCAGGCUCCAACAAAAUGGACAAUUUCCAAGUAUUUGAAAAGCUUCAAACAGCUGUGGCGAGGAAGAAAAGUUUCACAGUCCAGGGUGAGGCAAAUGCAUGAAAACAAGCUCUUCUAUAACAAAACGGAACGGAUACUUUUGCAAAGCCAGCAGGGAACGAGCAAUACUGGUCAGGGAUCCAGGACCGGCUCCCUAUGUGAAAUUAUGUUUGAAGAAAACCCGACUUCAAGAUAUUUAACCAGGUCUACCUGCCCAGAAGAGUCCCAAGAAACUAACACAGUCACUUCCAAUGUUUUGGGGCUACAGGAAAACUUGGGACGUGGCCCAGGAGACAAUAGCAGUGAAGCAUCUCCUACUGCCAAUGACUUCUCAGCAAAUUCAACUUCAGUGCAACACCAUCUUGUCAGCCUAAAGAAGCAGACGUCCAGGCAGAAGGCAGAGUAUGAAGCUAAAAUUACAAGCCUGGAGCAGCGGAACAAAGAGCUGCAAUCGGAGAUUAAGGGUCUGCAUUCAAAACUGGGUCAGCAACGGAAGUGGUAUAGUCUGGUGGAGAUUAAAAUGCGAAAUGCAGAGAGGGCACGGGAAGAUGCAGAAAGAAGAAAUGAAAUGCUCCAGAGGGAAAUGGAAGAGUUUUUUGAUACCUUUGGGGAAUUAACAAAUGAUGUGAAGAAGACAGAGCGAAAACUGUUCAAAGUUUUUAAAUCAAUUAACUAGACCAGUUUGCAAAAAAGAGUUGAUAUUUGAUUAAAUGGUUACUGUCAUUUCAAUGCAGAAAUUAGAUUCCUAACCGCAAAAUAAGCUUAAUAGUACAAACUAAUCUUCGUUAAACUUUUAAUACAAAUAGGGAAUAAAAUUGCAGUAUUUAAUAAACCAAGUUAGCAAUGCCUACUAUUCAUUUUCAACAAUGUAAAUCACAUUUUGAAAGUUAUAUGUUAAACAAUAUCAUUUUUUUGCCCGCUCACAUAAAAAUCUUGUAUUUGUUCAAGACAAUCCAAAAACUGCAAUGAGAACAGUACACUAAU
This is a messenger RNA of Emys orbicularis (European pond turtle), 1098 nucleotides long. Its product is annotated as rho GTPase-activating protein 24-like. Lineage: Eukaryota; Metazoa; Chordata; Testudines; Emydidae. The transcript has 2 exons. The record is from RefSeq and is a predicted model, not a curated record. Bases 170 to 790 code for a protein of 206 amino acids.